UUCUUCUUUUUUUGACUUUGUGGGAAUUCAAGAAAAGAGAAAAAAGGGAUACCCUUUUAGUUGAAAUGACAAGAAUUCAACUUGAAUUGAGUCUGCAAUCAAAGUGGUGGGAUGAAAUCAAUGAAUCAGUUGAAUGGCAAGAUGGGAUUUUUUACUCUCUUUGUGCUGCUUUUGCUCUUGUCUCCUCUGUUGCCCUUAUUCAAUUAAUUAGAAUACAGUUGAGAGUACCUGAAUUUGGUUGGACAACACAAAAGGUUUUCCACCUCAUGAACUUUGUCGUAAAUGGAGUUCGUGCAAUUGUCUUUGGGUUUCACAAACAAGUGUUUCUGUUCCAUCCCAGGGUGUUGACUUUGGUAUUAUUGGAUCUACCGGGCAUACUUUUUUUCUCAGCAUAUACACUCCUUGUUCUAUUUUGGGCUGAGAUAUAUCACCAGGCUAGAAGUUUACCAACAGAUAAGCUGAGAACCUUUUAUAUUUCAGUAAAUGGUGCAAUAUACUUCAUACAGGCUUGUAUCUGGGUUUACCUCUGGAUAAACGACAAUAGCUUUGUGGAAUUCAUUGGGAAGAUAUUUAUAGCAGCUGUGUCAUUUGUAGCUGCAUUAGGCUUUUUGCUGUAUGGAGGAAGGUUAUUUUCUAUGCUGAGACGCUUCCCCAUCGAAUCUAAAGGAAGAAGAAAGAAGCUUCACGAGGUUGGAUCUGUAACUGCCAUUUGUUUCACUUGUUUCCUCAUUAGAUGCUUUGUGGUUGUUUUAUCGGCUUUUGAUGCUGAUGCAUCAGUAGAUGUCUUGGACCAUCCAGUUCUAAAUCUGAUAUACUACAUGCUCGUGGAAAUUCUUCCUUCAGCUCUUGUGCUGUACAUCCUGCGCAAAUUGCCCCCCAAAAGAGUAUCUGCUCAAUACCACCCCAUCCGUUAGCUGCAGCGGACAUGUAUCUUCGAUCCUACAACUUCCGAUGGUUGCAGCAAUUGAAGUUAGCUGAGUUCUGAAGGAGGUAUGGACCUGCAGAAAACGAUCCAGGAGUAUAAAUCGUGGAAGGCGCGGAAUAGCUCAAUUCUUUUUGCCAGUUGCAGAGAUGCUUACAUUUCUGUUUCUUUGUGUUUUUGAGGUUUGAAGACGGAAGUUUUAGAAUUUUGUAUAUUAAUUGAACAAAGAAAAUUAGGAUAAUUAUUCUCAUCAAUUCCAUGAGAUUGGUUUUGCCCUUGGUUUCAUCUCUUGUACCGUGUCAUUGUUAGUGCCUUGCUGCAUGUCUUAUACUAUAGGAUCCCUUUGUAUAUGUCAUCACAAUUAACCUAGUGAUAAUUAUGGUAUCAA
Molecule: messenger RNA, 1310 nt
Organism: Lycium ferocissimum
Lineage: Eukaryota; Viridiplantae; Streptophyta; Magnoliopsida; Solanales; Solanaceae
Product: tobamovirus multiplication protein 1-like
Exons: 12
Coding region: 66-914 (282 amino acids)
Cellular component (GO): plant-type vacuole membrane
Source: RefSeq, a predicted model, not a curated record